This is a messenger RNA of Clonostachys solani, 432 nucleotides long. Lineage: Eukaryota; Fungi; Ascomycota; Sordariomycetes; Hypocreales; Bionectriaceae. The record is from the annotation of a GenBank genome assembly.
AUGACAAGCCCAUCCGGUCCGGACAACACUAAUGGUUUGAGUGGUUGGGGAGCCACGCUCACCGACUAUCAUGUGAGCAGAGGAGCGAAACGUCGACAACCGCGGAGAACAGCCCGUGUCCAAACUAAAAGGAGGAAACGGGGAAGGGGGCAACCACCUCGCCUUGCUCCUCAUUUAGAUGAGUUUGAUCAAUACACUCGUGUUCUAGCAUCUGAUGAAGAGACAGCCUUCCCUGGACUCGAUAGCACAUUUGGUCCCGAUGACGGCAUUGAAGCCGAACAAGGGGAAGAGCAGCUGGGUGAUGUGUGGCUGGCAAUGACAGGGACACCUCUGGAUAUGAUGGUUGUGCAGAUGGAAAACGCAUGUGGUCCAGUAUCUUCGAAUUCAAUUCCUGAAUCCUGCCUCGACGACAUAAAGAAUCACGACAACUAG